Molecule: messenger RNA, 1062 nt
Organism: Aspergillus vadensis CBS 113365
Lineage: Eukaryota; Fungi; Ascomycota; Eurotiomycetes; Eurotiales; Aspergillaceae
Exons: 1
Coding region: 1-1062 (353 amino acids)
Source: RefSeq, a predicted model, not a curated record
AUGUACCUCCGCACCUCCAUCCUAGCCCUGGCCCUCGCGUCUGCCGCCCUCUCCGCCCCCGUCGACACCGUCGACAAUGGCAACGCCGCAGCCAGCGUGCCCGCUCCCACCGCAGCCCCUGGCCAACCCGGGGAUGUCAGCGCCGCCAGCAUCCCCGGCCUCCCAGGCAUCACAGCCACCGUGACCAUCACCAUCUCGCUGCCCUGCGCCGGUGUCACCGCGACCAUCGGCCCCGCCGACAAGGGCCUCGAGGCUCGUGCCACAGACGCAAUUCCUAGUUCUAGUGCCUCUGCCUCUGUGAUCAAGCCUACCAGCAGCAGCAUCAGAGCCCUGUCUACCUGCGUGGCCUCUCCGUCUUCCACUGGCGCCGUAGUGUCUGGCUGUGCUGACGACGAUGACGACGAUGACGAUGACGAUGAAGACGACGACGACGAUGAUGACACUGACAAUGGGAAUGGGAAUGGAAACGGCCCCUCGUUCAUUCGAAAGCCCAUUCAAACCACUACUUCCACUAAGACAUCCGUGACUUCAGUCCCUACUGCUACUUCGACAACCUCACAGAAGACCACUGACUCCGCGGACCCAUCUACAUCAGCAACUACCCCUGCCAUUCUACUCCCCUCUCCAACUGAGAGCUCCUCAAAGGGAGGCGAUAGCACUACCACCAGCACCACCACAGAUGCCACAUCCAAGACAAAGACCGACACUGGUCCCUCAUCUACAUUCCUCACUCUGCCUUCCCCUUCAUCUUCGUCUUCAGCAGCAGACAAAUCCAGCAGCAGCACCACCACGACAGAGAAACAAUCCCAGGACCCAUCAGCUACUGCUACAGCUAGUGACUCCACAUCAGCCUCCGAAACCAAAACCAAACAAGCCACCACAAAGUCUUCUCAGGACCCAAGCAUCACUUCUACAUCCACAUCCACCUCCACAACCGAAUCCAAGACUACCCCCACAACCACCACAACCAAGAAAUCCAAGAUCAGGCGCGGAUUCGCAGCAAAUGCUACCGGGAUCAUUGAGGUUCCGCCGUUGAAGCCGAAGCCUACUGGUGGUCGGUGA